Messenger RNA from Aplysia californica (California sea hare), 4698 nucleotides. RefSeq lists its product as uncharacterized. The record is from RefSeq and is a predicted model, not a curated record. Lineage: Eukaryota; Metazoa; Mollusca; Gastropoda; Aplysiida; Aplysiidae.
GAAACAAAGUGGAAAAUGUAUGCGGAGGUGGAUGUGGAAGAUGAGAGCGAACGUACGUCAGUGACCUUAGUCAAAGAAGUGAGCUUCACCUGCAAGAUGCCAGAUUAUGGCACUUUUCAUCUGAAGCAGCCACCUUUCAUCAUGAGCAACUGGUGCCAGGGUGUGGUGAAAGACAUGACCAUUGAAUGUGUAAUCAGUUAUGAGCCAAUGGUGAGCAAGCCACACACCACUAGAUUUUUAUACCAGCUUGAUGGAGAGAGCCCGGGGUCCAGCCAGAAAACGGUGGUUCUGACACUCAAUAUGCCCAGCACCCAGGCAGCUGAAGAGAGCGUGGCAGCUACCUCAGUAUCCAUGCCCACCUCCCCUGUGCACACUAUAUCGAUGCCAUAUAACACCAGCUUCCCCAGCCUGCAGGGGGCCUGGUCCAAGUCUUUCUUCCCUGUGGAAUUGCCCAUCUCCAGGAGUUCAAGUAAAUCGGAUAUGUGGGCAAAUAUUGUAGCAGGCAGAAAGCAGUCACUCACCAAGCCUAUUCCAGGCACCACUAAUGUCCUGUUCCCAGAGCUACCCUCUUCACACAGCCACACGAGCCCUCUGAGUCAGGACAGUUCCCACUAUAGCGUUGGCCUUGGUUCACGAAGCUCACACCAUAGCCCCUCCAGGACCAGCCAGAUGUCAAGGUCGUCAUCGCGAAACUCUCCAUCUCUGUCAGACACAACAUCUUCAUCGGGGGUUCAGAAGGAUGAACCUGAUGGAAAUAAGAGCCCCAGCAUUACUGCUGGCAAUCCGAAAACACUGAAAGUUAUGUUCUCUCUCGGCGGGGAAGACGGAGGAAGCUCUGUGGCAAGCAAUAGUUCUGAGAGUGGUUUCAGUGAGCGCGAUGUGUGUCACUCAUAUGCAGACGCGUGCAAGACUGUUAAAAAGUCGGAUGUUAAUGCAGAAAAGAUCUCUAGUCAGGGUAAGCUGCCCUCUGGAACUGCCAAAGAUAAUAAUGCUAAGCGUACAGAAGGUGAAAAGGACCAGUCUAUGCAGGACAGAAAUUUUGUACACCGUCCGUAUCAGGGGCAGGGAAGUCGUGGAGGGCGGGGGCGAGGUCGUGGCGGCCGGAGACAUCUCAGAUUUACCGAAGAGGAGAGGCCCUGGGGCAGACAGAAUAGUGGCCAUUCUCGCAGCGAGCCUCACGCUAAAGGUGCCAGGGACUUGCCCAGUACUGUUAACUACCGCCGUGCCUUCAGUGGGGGUCAUACUUCCCCAGGCACCAGCCACAAUAAGGAUGUGAGUAAUGGGGGUGCACCUGUGAGUAAUGGGGGUUCAACUGCGAAUAGUGGGGGUUCAACUGUGGGCCGAGGGGGCUCGGCGGGUAGGUCACGUGACCUCCAAGGCCAGGGAGAUCAUGGAGGAAAGAAUCCUAACUGGGACAAGAACUGGGAGCCCAGGGAAGGGGGCAAGUAUGUGAACUCUCCUAGGGAGGGAGGCAGGUAUCCCAACUCCUCUAGAGGUCGGGCUGGUAGCAAUGCAGGAGGUUAUCGUUACAAUCGUGGAGACAGAGCCAAUGACACAGCUCACAGGCAGCAUCAAGGCAAGAACCAUGCUCUGCAGGAAGAGGAUGAGGAGGGGUUUACGAAUGUCGUGCACAGAUAACAGAUAGUGUAGUUUAGGUGUGGUUUUUAUAUUGAAGUACACUUCUCUUUGUAUCUUUCAAAGAGGACAUUGAAGGUAAUGAAGACUUUAUCCCUAGAACAAUGUGUAGCCUUAGUUUGUGCUAGGUAAAGAUGACAUCUGGGGUAGUAAUGAUUUAAUUUGUAGUAUUAAACUUCCUUGAUGUGUGUCUUCCAUAUUUGAUAUUUAAGGAAGUAAAGAUUUUGAUUUUAGUAGAGUUCAUAGCAUAUUCUUUCUGUGGACAGUAAAGGUAAAAUAAAUUAAAUACUUCUGACAGAAUGCAGUCUCCAUUUGUAUAGCAAUGGAAAGAAAUAAGUCACUUGCUGCAUUCAGCCAUUUGAGAUUUGUAGGUCUUAAAGCGAUCUUUAAUUUGAUACCCAUAUUGGUAUACUGGCAAACUACAGUACACAUUUGUGUUAGCGGUAUUUAUAACAGUAGAGCUACAGUGGUUUUAUUUCUAAUUUUUACAGUUGCAGUCGUAGUCCUUGAUGUUGUGACAUGCGUAGAGGGCAGCUGAUCGUAUGUCAGUUUAAUUCUGAACUUUCCUUACCACGAACAGGUAGAAAAAUGUUUAGGAAGUUUAACUCUUGUUCUUAGUUCUUAGUUGUAGUAUGUGUCUUUUGUUUUUUAUGGUUGUUAAGGCUGUGUUAAUUUGUUUCGUUGGAUUAAGUUCGGUACACCACCCUCCUCUGCAUUAUCCAUGUAUGACAGUUGGGAUAGUGUUUAUUUUAUUCUGUCUGUAUAUGUCAUUCAGUACACUGCCAUUGUCAAUGACUCUACACUGGAACAGUUAGUCAAGUGUUUUUUGUGAUAGAAAUUGUGUGCACCAAGAAGUGUCAGGUGUAAUGAGAGGCUGAAGAAAUGGUGUCAGUGAUAUUGUUGUUGAGUGUUUCAUGACUGGGUCAUGGGCGUAGGCUGCAGAGCCCUCGCCUUGUCAGGGAAUGACCAAACAUGUGCCAUAUGCUGGAGAAAUUAUUGAACUAGGUUUUCAGUCUAUGUGCAUACAUUUUGUGUGCGUGUGUGUAUGUAUGUGUGUGUGUGUGUAUGUGUGUGUUUGCGUUCAUUUUUGUGUUUUAAAAAAGUUUGUGACUGCAAGACACCAGUGAUACAAUGAUAGUUCAAAAAUUAUUUUUUAAAAUUGUCCCUUUGUUUUGUUUGUCUGCGUUGCUAUUUUCUAGCCUUGAAUGAACUAGUGUGUUGAUGUGCUUCUAUUUAUCUUUGAAUGAAACAACUGGACGUGUAAGAUUUUUUAAAAUGAGAGAAUUAUUUUGCAAGAACGAGAAUCAAUUUCCGAGUUUAGACUGUUUUGAGAGUGUAUAGAGAUUUGCGGGUGUUUCUUUUCCUGAUUUUUUUUUGUUACUGGUGCUUUAAGUAAGUACAGUUUAUAUUGGUAAGUAUGUGGGUUUCUUUUUCCAGAUUCUUUUUACCGGUGCUUUAAGUACUUAAAGUUUUUCAUUCUUUGAAUUUCAUUGCGCACAAGUCACUUUUGUCUGGUUGAAAGAGUAUCAAAGGUGAGAGUGAAAGGAACAAACUGAACUAUUCCUCUGUACCUUGAAAAAUGUGUUUUGGACAGAGACAUUAGAGAAAUAUCUUUUAUUUUAUAUUCACUUCCAAUUGUAUAUAAAUCAUAGCAUGUUGUGUAAGAUCACAACAGUUAAUCAGUGUGUAUUGUUUUAUGGGCAGCAGUCCGCACAAAUUUAUUUAUGCUCAUGGUUUUAUUAUGUACCUCACACUAGUUUAUGAGACCCGAGACCCAACAUUUUGCAAACCAAAUACUGGUUUGUGUGAGUGAAGUUUGUUUUAGAAUGAGCCUCGAGUGGAACAUGCUCAGCAGUGUGUUUGUGUGUAUGUGUGUGUAUGUGUGUGUGUGUGUGUGUGUGUGUGUGUGUGUGUGUUUUUAAGGCAUUUAUAUAGAUAGAGGCUUCAUAAGAGAGAAAUAGUAAAUAUGAAAAGUAAGUUCACACGUCUUUUGUGGGCUUUAGUGCUUUUUACUUAUACAGUAUCUUUAAUGUUGAAGGCUAAAUACUAUGCACUGGUUACGCUUGAUUGACAAUAACUUUUUUUGAUUGCUUUUGAAAAUCUGUCACAUGAAAGUAAAGUCUUAUAGCUUCACUCGUUACUUGUAUACAUUCAUCAGCGGCAGGACCGCCUCAAGGCAGAAACUUUUGUAUUUAUUUGAUUCUUGUAAAAGAGGUUUUACCGACGUAUUGUUUGGAUUGUGAAUGGCUGCUGUUUUAGCUUAUCCAUUGUGAGAGUUUUGUGUUCUCAUUUACUCAGAUUCAGUAUUGUAAGCUAUAUUGAAAACUCUGUGAUUGUACUAAUUAUGACUUAAGUGUAAAAAAAAGUAAAUUUUAAAAUUCAAACUUGGAAUUUAUCAUUCCACUUGUUGAUAAAUAAGCCGCUAUUUAUUUUUUGUGUAUGUGUGACGUGUGUGUGUGUGCGUGCGUGCGUGCAUGCAUUUGUGCGUACGUGCGUGUGAGCUCAUGCAUGUGGUGUUAGUAGUGCCAUUUUAUCACGCGUUUUAUUCAUAAGCUCCUUUCGUAUUUAAUGUUUACAGAUGUUUUUGUUUAUAUUCCAAACUGAUUUGUAGAAAAUAAGACUUGGUCAUGUUGUCUUGUUUCCUGACAGCAAAACCAAAAUGAAUGUGGAUGUUACACCAUGUAGGCCUAUGUAAGCAAAGUUUGUUGUUACCUUACCCGAAUGACUUUGGGUGUAGCCAUUACCAUGAAUUAGAAAAUUCUUUCUGAUUAGGAAAACUUCAGACUUUGUGUGUAGGGGCCCUUACAAUAGAAUUGUACUGGUACUUUAAAAGUAUUUUUUUAAAAAUUGGUCAUUACUUAAUGUACACUAGUGGAGAAAUUGUACAGUUAAUUAAGGAAAAAGCCUUUCUGUUUCUGUAUUCUAUGUGUUAUGCGUUGAUGUGUAAGUGUACAUGUGUGUAUGUAUGUGCAUGCUUGUGUUCAGACAUAUUUGUUACCUGUACUGAGAUUGCAAUCUGAUGAUUUGAUAAGUAAGCAAGAAUAUAAAAAAAGACUAAAAAAA